Messenger RNA from Ornithodoros turicata, 713 nucleotides. RefSeq lists its product as uncharacterized. Lineage: Eukaryota; Metazoa; Arthropoda; Arachnida; Ixodida; Argasidae. The record is from RefSeq and is a predicted model, not a curated record. The transcript has 5 exons. Bases 45 to 503 code for a protein of 152 amino acids.
UCGGUCCUACUCAAACAAGAAGUCUUAGCAGUAAAGAAAGACAUAUGAAGCUACAGCAUAUGGUUGAAGUUGGUGAGAACAAGGUUGCGUACCACGUGACACGAGCGAGAGCAGUUCCCAUUGGUUGCCGAAACCUCGCCAGCGGUUGCCUCACUGGUGGGAUUGCGAUAUCCGGUGGCGUAAGCCUGAGAUAUCAAUGGAUGGACCCUGGGGCUUUACUUUUUGGAACUGGCGGUAGCUUGCGCCACCUAGCCAAUAGCUAUCGUACCUUGACGGAACGUCACAAGUGUGUGCGAUCCAGGUGCUGCCUGGACUUGGUUACUUUCCUCCACGAUGUUCACGAGAUGAUGCCUACCUCGUUGUACACAUGUGAAUGUGUGUUUGAGAAGCACAUUGAGAAACACCAGGAAGGAAGCUGCAACCUUGAAAUCUUCGGCCUAGGGUUCUGUUUGAUGGCUGAGGAUAGCCUCGUAGCUCGAUGUCCCACAUGUAUACUCGCUUGAUUGUGGCUGAAGACAGUCAGGCCCAGGAGAAGUGGAGAGAAUAAGAAGGAGGGAAUGCAAUCUCUGAAGAGUCGAAGUAUUAGAGGCUGCGACGUCACAAGACAGCCAACAACAACAAUAACAAUAAAUGAUGACGAUGAGAUGGGGUGUUUCACCGUGGUGGUGCGGUACCCUACCCCAUUGCACGUGGAACAUUAUAUGAAGGUGAUG